This is a messenger RNA of Trifolium pratense (red clover), 1692 nucleotides long. Its product is annotated as transcription factor RF2b-like. Gene Ontology annotation, molecular function: DNA-binding transcription factor activity. The record is from RefSeq and is a predicted model, not a curated record. NCBI's taxonomy places the organism in Eukaryota, Viridiplantae, Streptophyta, Magnoliopsida, Fabales, Fabaceae. Gene Ontology annotation, biological process: regulation of DNA-templated transcription. The transcript is spliced from 4 exons. The coding region runs from base 94 to 1257 and encodes 387 amino acids. Gene Ontology annotation, cellular component: nucleus.
UGGUUAAUAGUUGGUUUGAACGUGAAGAAGGAGAGAGAGAUUUAGCGUGUUUUUUUGAGAUUGAAUCGAAAAAAUCUCAAACAAGAAAAUAGAAUGGAAAAACAAAUGCAAGAUCCACCAUCAAACUCAAACUCUAAUCCCAAUGUCACAUCAUCAUCAACAACUCCUCCUUCUUCCAACAUCUUCAUCCGCGGCACCGUUAACGGUGUUUCCACCACCGCAUCUGUCGCCGUCGAAUCCCACUCUCACCACCGUAGAUCACACUCAGAGAUCAACUACCGUCUUCCCGACGACAUGAUGGACCUCUCUCCUUCAGAUCCAUUGAACGGAGGAGGAUCUUCCACAGCUAGCUUUGAAGAAAUCGGAUCCGAAGAUGACUUGUUCUUCACCUACAUUGACGUCGACAAGCUCGGAGGUGUUACGAAUGGUUUGAAUCAGAACGGUUAUGGUAACGGUAACGGUAACGGUGUUGGAACGAGUGGUAAUAACGACGGUGAGAAGAGUCCGAAUGAUGAUGCUACUACGCCGAGAACGAGACAUAGACAUAGUUGCUCCGUUGAUGGUUCAACGUCGACGAGUAUGUUUGGAGAGAUCAUGGAUGCCAAGAAAGCUAUGCCUCCUGAUAAACUCGCUGAGCUUUGGACUAUUGAUCCAAAACGUGCUAAGAGAAUACUUGCAAACCGGCAAUCUGCUGCACGUUCAAAAGAGAGAAAGGCUCGCUAUAUACAAGAACUUGAGCGCAAGGUUCAGACCCUUCAAACGGAAGCCACAACUCUCUCUGCUCAAUUGACACUAUAUCAGAGGGACACAGGUGGUCUGAGUAACGAAAAUACUGAGCUUAAGAUCCGUCUGCAAGCCAUGGAACAACAGGCACACCUUCGAGAUGCUCUUAACGAUGCGUUGAUGAAGGAAGUUGAGAGGCUUAAGAUUGCUACCGGGGAGGCAAUGAAUCCCUCUGAAUCUUUUAAUAUGGGAAUGCACCAGAUGCAAUUUGGAGGGUCAAAUUUCUUUUCAAUUCCGCAACAUUCAGGUCCUUUAGGUCACCCCCAGGACAUACAAUUUCCUCAAUUUGGUCACUCCCCAUCUAACAUGGCGAAUCAUCAGAUGCGACAAACCAAUUCUCACCAAAUGUCGGACAUGUUGCAAAAUGAUCAGCUCGGUCGUUUGCAGGGACUUGACAUUAGUAGCAAAGGAUCAACCCUCGUGAAGUCUGAAGGUCCGUCAAUAUCUGCAAGUGAGAGUAGCACUACAUUUUGAAUUUAACUUGAACUUCUUGACCUGCUGACUUAUUUAUGGUUCUCCAUUCUCGUCAAUUGUCUAUAGUGUUGACAUGUAGUCAUCUAAUGAUGGUUCUCUGUUUCAUUAAAUAUUCCAUUUAGAUUAAAAAUCAAUUCUUGAUUGUUUAUUCUUAAGGAUGCUCCCCAAAAAGGGAAAACAUCCUUGUUGUGGCAAAAGUUCGCACGGUCAUGUUGAUGCGUGGUACUUUGGUGUUUGUGGAUUUUAGAAUAUUGAGAAUGAAAGGUCAUUCUCUCUGUAUCUUUGUACGUUGGGAUGAUUUUUGAUCCCUCUCUGGUCGUGUGUAUCAUCAUUUACAUGAUACUAAAUAUGUAAACUUUGAUUUGUUGUAUUGUUCCAAUUCAAGGAUAUGUAAGAUGAAUUAUCCAAAACAGAAAAGGAUCUCCCUAAUAUGUA